AUGUUUAUAUUAUUUCGCGCAUGCGUCAUCUCUAAUUGGUUUUUUCUUUCUCCUCUUAGUUUUUUUGCUGUUGUAUCUAAUAUUUAAAAUUAUUCAGUAAGACAAAGUAAGUAAAGUUGACAAUUGGGUUAUUCUAUACACAAAAUUGUUGCCAAAAUAUUAAGUUAUUCGGAUAAUGCUAAAUUAUAGAUAAAAAAAAGAGAAACGCCUCCAAUGAUCUGCGCGAAAACAGAUAUUUAUAUAAGAAACAAAGAAUAUUGAAACUUUCGAACGCAACAGUUGUUUACGUUGCGUAACUUUACAUUACAUAAUGCAUCAUAGGCUUUGUUGUAAUUACGUUCUAUUUGACAGUUGUCUGAAAUCCGCCUACUGAAACGAAGAUGAGUUAAGUUAUGGCCGACAACGUUUCUGUCGAUUCUGGAAACGACGACUACGUAUUUGUUAAUUCCAAACCCAAACUUAAUAUAGCUAAAAACGGUAACAUUAGCGAUUUAUGUCAAGAAAUGAAUGAAGUAUUAAAGGAUGCCGGAACUUCCGAGGAGGAAGCAAAUAGUAGAAAGAAUCCUUUUGACGAUCCGCUUGGUGCUAAUAAUCCACCACCGGAGGCUAUUGUGGAUGAGGGUUCAACAAUAUUCAACGGUGUAACAUAUUUAGGUGCAGCUGUUGUAAACGCACCCAGAAGUGAACCAGAAAUUAACAGGAAUAUGGAGAUAUUAAAUUCUCAAAAUCAAGUUUCAUAUUCAAUAAUUCUUGCUGUUCCAUCAGAUUCAGAAGGAACCGUAAGGCUAUUGGAUCCGGGAACAAAUGUGGAAAUAGCAUCCUACAGAAUUCAUAGAAUACUUUUUUGCUGUCGUGGUCCGCCAGAUAAAUCGAUAUGCAAUUGUUUCGCUUUUAUUUGUAGUCACGGCGAAAAUCAAGAUAGUACAACCUAUCGCUGUCACGUAUUCAGAUGCAAUUUACAAGAAGCGACUGGUCGUAUUUUAUACAAUUUUGCUAUGGCAUUUCAAAAAACUCCAUCUGCCUUGACAAGACGACAAGCUAGCAUCUCCGAGCAAGUUUUUAACUUUAACGUCAACCUAGAGAUAAAAGAAGACGAUGGCAAAGGUGGAUUUAGUACAUGCCCUAGAGACAAGAACGCUUUUAAAUUUAGAUGCGAUUUGGAAAAGAAAUUAAUUAUUAACGUUACGCAAACAUCCAACGAAGAACUCAAGAUCGAAAGGUGUUUUGGAUUACUGAUAAGCCCUGGACGCAACGUUAAACACAGCGACAUGCAUCUAAUCGAUAUGGUAUCGAUGGGUGCGUCAAAUGAAGGAAAGACUUAUAUAAUAUCUGGACAUUGGGAUCCAACAGACCCAAAUUUCCAAAUCCUUAACACGGAAACUCAUGGAGAUACAAAAGUUUUCCUGACUAUCGCAAUUGACCUAGUUAUUAUUGGAAUUCAAGAACCAGUACGAUUUCUUAUUGAAAGCAAGGCGAAAAUUUUUCCAACAAAUGAAAGAUUUUGGUACAUAACCAAGAAGCCUUUACAAGAUACCUUUGUUCUGAAGCUGAAGAGAAAUGAAAAUGAGAAAGGCGAUGCUCUAUUCGAUGUUUUAAGUAUCGAAAGUCAAACUGAAAUCGAUCGGGCGGCUAGUAUGUCGUUAAAAAUACAACCGAAUCAAAUCGCUAUCGAAACUGUUCAAACGCCUAUGGCUGACGGACCAGAUGAUGAUUCUGGUAAUGACGAACCACUUAUGAGUGGAUCUGGUUUAGUAAGCAAAGAAAUAACGGAUGAUGAACUUUUGUCAAAUUGGCAGCAAGUCUUAGUUAAAUGGAAUCAAAAUUUAAACCAAAAACCAAAACAAGUCACUGAAUUGGUUAGGAAAGGCGUACCGGAAGCUUUACGUGGGGAAGUUUGGCAACGCCUCAGUAAUUGCCAUCUACAUACAGAACUACUAGACGCAUAUCGCAUACUAAUUACAAAGCCUUGGUUUCUCCGAUGGGCUCUUUGCGUGGUAUAUUAUCUGACAAUAGCAAUAGACAACUAUGGCAACAGAUAUCUAAGAAUAGCUAUAGCUACUAUCGAUAGAAUCGAAGUUAUAGAACUGCAAGAUGCUGCAAAGUGGCAUAAUUUACACAUUGUCGAGCUGAGAUAUCCCUCCGAAAACAUGCCAGUUAUUCUCGCGGGUACAACUAGUAAACCAACAGAAGCUCUGGCUGUUACCAAAGACAGUAGAAAUAGAUUUGAAGAUACUCUUCGGAGUUUAGGAUGUUUAAUUAUCGCAAUAACGACGAGGAGAUUAGAUGUUAUAGUUAGAAAAAUACAUAUUGAAUACAAAGUUAUGAAUACUUUCUUCGCCACAUCAUUGCUGCCAAAUUCCGCUUCAGUUUCGGGUUCAAAUUCUCCUUUUGCCUCUCCUUCGGGGAAUGGUUCAUUUUCUGGUAGAGCCAGAUUCGGUUGA
Dimorphilus gyrociliatus is the source of this 2441-nucleotide messenger RNA. NCBI's taxonomy places the organism in Eukaryota, Metazoa, Annelida, Polychaeta, Dinophilidae. The record is from the annotation of a GenBank genome assembly.